AUGGACCCGAACUCGGUGGUUUCCUCCAACGUCAAGUCCGCGCGUUUGGAGUUUCUCAGCGACGAUGAGAUCCGAAAGCUUUCUUGCUGCCGCGUGGUGACAGCCGCGGCGUUUUCCGCGGCUGCGAGCGGCGCGGCGGGCAGCAGCAGCAGGAAAUGGGGCGCCGACGCCGCAGCAGCAGCAGCAGCAGCAGCAGCAGCAGCAGCGGGACUCGCUGCUGCUGUCCCAGGCGGCCUCCACGACAGCCGCAUGGGCGUUUUCGACGGCAGAGAAACCUGCGGCACUUGCGGGGCCUCCGGCAGCUGCCCCGGCCACUUGGGCCACAUUGAGCUGGAGCUGCCCGCGCUGCAGCCGAUCCUGCUGCCAUCUCUAGUCAAGCUCCUCAAAGGGGUUUGCUUCGAAUGCCGGCGUCUUCGACUGUCUCGACAGCAGAAGAGCCUGGAGGUGAAGCGCUUUCAGCUGCUGCAGCUGCUGCUGCUGCAGGAGCUGCGGCUAAUGGACACCGUUGUGGCCCGCAGCAGCAGCAGCAGCAGCAGCAGCAAAGCUGCUGGAAACGAAGACAGGAGCCGCAAAGAAAUCCUUGAGAUUUUUGCUGCUGUUGAGGCCGAGCUGAAUGCCCGGAUGCAGCAGCAGCAGCAGCAGCAGGAGGACAAGGAGCAGCAGGACGUGAACAAGCCUGCUGCAGCAGCAGCAGCAGCAGCAGCAGAUGAGGAAGACACAGCAGUUGCUGCUGCUGUCAAAGAAACAUUCAUGCUGCAGCACAUUGCUGAGGACUUCAGCAGCAGCGCCCUCCAAGGUACCACUGCGAGAAUAGUGACUGCGAAGGCCUCCAGGUGGCGCUUCACGAGGGGCAGUUUGGAAGACAGCGCAGCCAAACGUGGCGCGGGCGCGGGAAACACCCCCGCGUUGGUGAACAGUUUGUUGACUUCGCUGUGCAACAUUUCGCCCUUCUUUAGGUGCAGCACAAACGCCGUUUCUGUACAACUGGCCCCCAAGAACUCUGGAGUUGAACUCAAAUGGGCUUGGCAGUCUCAUUUGCCCUACACUUCCUCCAGCUUCUUCGGUACCCUUUUCGACGGGGGCCCCCAGGGGGGCCCCCCGGGGGGCCCCCCGGGGGGCCCCCCAGGGGGCCCCCAGGGGGGCCCCCCUGAGGGGGGCCCCCAAGAGGGUACUGGGGGGCUUCCUGGGGCCCGAGUUCAGCCAGAUGCAGGUUGUCUUAAAUACACUGUGCGUCUGGGUCCGUCGGUGUUUUUCCAGCGGGUGGUGGCCGUGGCAGCAAAUCGUUUUCGGCCGCCGCCAGCAGCAGCAGCAAAAGGGUUUGGGGCAGCAGCAGCAGCAGCAAGGGGGCAGCUGCUGCACCCCCGGACGCAGCAGCUGCAGGACAUUUUGAAGUUAAAUGAAAAAAUAAAAUUUGCUUCGAAUGUGCUGCGGCAUCCGGACCCUUUGGGGGCCCUCAAGGACCCUUCGCAGUGGGCUGCGCUGUUCACGGGGGCCCCCGAGCAGCAGCAGCAGCAGCAGCAGCAGCAGCAGCAGCAGCAGCUGCUGCAGCUGGCGCCCGAGCAGCAGCAGCUGCUGCAGGAGUUCGUGGAGCAGCACGCCGUUGCUGGCGCCAAGUGGCUCAGUUCUUAUGCUUUGCAACUCCAACUAAAAUUAAAUGAAAUGACAGACAACACAAAAGCGGAAAAGCCACUUGCUGCUCCUCCCGGAGUUCGGCAAUGGAUGGAAAAAAAGGCAGGAGCCAUUCGCCAGCGCAUGCAGGGCAAACGCGUCAACUACGCAGCCCGCACUGUCCUGGCCCCUGACGGGCUGCUCGCCCCCAACGAGGUCCCUAGGGUGUCGGUGCCUCUGGACUUCGCAAUGAAACUCUCAGUGCCCGAAGCCGCCACUUCUUUUAAUGCUUUUGCUUUGAGCCAAAUGGUCAUUAAUGGGCCUUUCAAACACCCGGGGGCCCUCGCCCUGGAAGACGAUCAAGGAAACUUCUUCAACUUGGAGUUCAUGUCUGCUGCAGCGCGGGCGGGGAAAGCAGCAAAGCUGCUGUCUGCUGCUGCUGCUGGCGCUGCUGAGGGGCGGAGUUUUCGGGUGUACAGACACCUGAAGGACGGGGACUUGGUGCUGAUGAACCGGCAGCCUUCUUUGCAUCGUUUGUCACUAAUGGGGCAUUUUGUGAAAGUAAAUAAACCUUCAAGUUUGGAGUUUAAUUUUAAUUCUUUUUUGGAAAAAGCAGGACUAAAGAGGAAGGACGGCAGCUACAGACAGGUCACCCGCGCGCUGCUGCACAAGCGCCAGCAGCAGCAGCAGCAGCAGCAGCAGCAGCAGCAGCAGCAGCAGCAGGAGCCUGCUGCUGCUGCUGCAGCAGCAAAAAGCGAUCAGGCCCCGGAGAGAGUCUUCAGAAUCAACUUCGUCAACUGCAGCAGCUACAAUGCAGACUUCGACGGAGAUGAAAUGAACCUACACGUCCCACAGGACCCUGUGUCUCGUUCUGAGGGCCGGCUGAUACUAAAUGCUGACCGCCAAUUCACAGUUCCCAAAAACGGAGAUCUCGUGAGAGGUUUAAUUCAAGACUAUUGUCUUGCGGGGGUUUUGCUGACAAGCCGCGACAGUUUCUUCGACUUGCAGCAGUUCAGCACCCUCGUGAUCACGACAAUCCUGAAGACCCUGGUGGACGGCUUUGCCCGCACCCGCCUGCGCCACGUGGCUGCUGCUGCUGCUGCUGCUCCCCCCCGCAGCAGCAGCAGCAGCAGCAGCAGCAGCAGCAGCAGCAGCAGCAAAAGAGUAAAAGAAGCUUUGGAAGGCUAUAAAGGAAUUAAUUUGGAGUCAAAAGCCAAAACGCCCGGAGACGCCUGGGGGGGUGUAGAAGACGGAGACACAGAGGAAAGCACAGUUGUAAUAAAGGAGUCUGAGCUGCUGCAGGGGGUCUUUGACAAGAACCAGUUUGGCAGCAGCAGCGGCGGUUUGCUGCACUGCGUCUAUUUGCUGCUGGGCUCCGCUGCAGCAUCGUCGCUGCUGCAGUCCCUUGGGGCUCUUUUCUCCUGCUUCCUCAAGUUGCAGUGA
This is a messenger RNA of Eimeria necatrix, 3051 nucleotides long. Its product is annotated as DNA-directed rna polymerase I largest subunit, putative. Gene Ontology annotation, cellular component: RNA polymerase I complex. NCBI's taxonomy places the organism in Eukaryota, Apicomplexa, Conoidasida, Eucoccidiorida, Eimeriidae. Gene Ontology annotation, biological process: DNA-templated transcription. The record is from RefSeq and is a predicted model, not a curated record. Bases 1 to 3051 code for a protein of 1016 amino acids. Gene Ontology annotation, molecular function: DNA-directed RNA polymerase activity; DNA binding. The transcript has 12 exons.